AUGGACUGGAAACGAAAGAUCUGGCUGAGUGCGGGAUUUGCCAUCUUCACGGGCGUUACACUACGUGUGUCGUAAGUUGGGGGACAGACAUGCGGGAUGGGUAAAAUUCACACAGUCCCGAACGUAACCUGCCAAUUAUAUUAUCGUAUGCAAAGUAUAUUACAAGGCAAACAAAACCAUAAAAUACAGAAUUUUGUAUUUUAUUGACUUCAUCCGUCUUCAGCCUAUUCGUUCAAGAAGCCCCCUCCAUUUACCAGCACAAGCCAGGGAAAUGCAAGCACCUUCCUCAAUUCGGUAACCCAAUCCCGUCCCAAACAAUGCCACGCAAACUUUUAGAGAACGGCGUCCUCACCGUGACCGAGUCGAGAACACUGAACGUGGCCCUCGCCUUCCAUGCCGUCCACAAAAAUGUUCGAGUGCACAUAAUUCCGUUGAAAGAGACAAAAGAAAAUAUGAAUAACAUAAGCCUGCAGGAACUCUAUGUAACGGAAUGGAAGGAUUCUGAGGUAAGGAUUACAAAAAGGGAUUCCGGAAGAGAAAAGACAAGAAAACGUGACUUUGGCGUGUGGUCGGUUUUCAUAAAUUCGACAGGCCUGUUACGGGGAUGACAGGAAUUUGUUUGGAAAGUAAUAAAUGAAGCAAAGAUAAGCUAACUAAAUGAUGCGCCGUGGUCGUAAAACUCAUAAUCUGCAAUACGAUAACUCCUAACUUUGCUGACUAAAACACGGCUUUUUGUUUAACGCAUGAGUAACUGAAACCCUAAACUUAGAACUGCAUAAAUUUGUGAGACAUUUCUAGAGUCACGCCCAAAUAAAACAUCCAUGAAAAGACAUCCGACCGAGCUCCGUCUCUAAUCCGACGACGUGACAAGGCAGUCCUAAUAAGGUCUAUUUACAGAGAUUCCAUCCAAUUUCCGCCCAUAUCCACGUGGAGGGAUCGCUCUCUCAGAACAAGUACCGAGCGUUCGUUUAUGUGCUAAAUAGGCAAAGCGAUAAAACUUCGGUGGAAGUGUUCGAGCUCAGACUUCAGAAACUCGCUCUUCUCCAUCUGCAAACAAUCGAAGAUGCUACCUUUGACGGGUACUUUGCAUUUUAUUACCCUUACCUCAUUAAUCCCUUUCUCUAUAUUUCCUGUCUCUUCCGUAUAAUCAUAUUUUACAGUUCAACGGAUAUAUCGGUGUUAUCGCCGGGUCGUUUCGUUCUUGUGAAGCCCCAUUACUUCUCUAAUCCCUAUCUCCAGGUUCUGGAGGUCCUUUUCUAUCGAGGUUAUGGGCAAUUAUUAAUGUACAACGGGAAAACAACAGUGUCGUUAGAACGGUGAGAUGACAAACGAUCGGCAUAAUUCUUUCCAGAGGCUUACAAGGUCCCACUUCUCUGUUCCAUGACCCCCAGACUUCUCGAAUUUUCCUAGGACUUAAGUAUUCUAGAGUAAGUCGGGGUAAAUAGAGUAAAGUGGAAGUCGAGAAUCAUAAAUCUCUAUGCAACUAAUUCCAGGAGAUUCUGGUAUAUGAGUUAAGAAAAGAUUUCACGCUUAUUCCCAUUACAACCAUCGGAAUUAUGAGUUCUCCGACCAAAAUCAUAAGUGAUGACAAAGAUCUCUGGGUGGGAGCUUCACCUGCAGGGCAUAUUUGGAGCGACAAAAGUAAUUCCAGCCAUAUUUUGAGAAUACGAUUUCAGGUAAACAAAAAUUCACAAUGCAAACUUUUAAACUAAAAACAAAGUCAUCAGAAAUAAUAUAACUUGUUAUCUCACAGGACGACGCUGUGCAAAGUUGGGUAAUAACGGAAUCAUUCGCUUCAACGAGUGCCUUAUGGAGUAAGAUCAAUGGCCUUAUAAUAACAAAAAAUGGAUUCUUGAUAACCUCUGCCCAAACUGCCGCCUUUUGUAACAUCGCCGACCUCGCUCUUGUAUGA
Bursaphelenchus xylophilus (pine wood nematode) is the source of this 1912-nucleotide messenger RNA. NCBI's taxonomy places the organism in Eukaryota, Metazoa, Nematoda, Chromadorea, Rhabditida, Aphelenchoididae. The record is from the annotation of a GenBank genome assembly.